Molecule: messenger RNA, 3924 nt
Organism: Rattus norvegicus (Norway rat)
Lineage: Eukaryota; Metazoa; Chordata; Mammalia; Rodentia; Muridae
Gene: Dld
Product: dihydrolipoamide dehydrogenase
Biological process (GO): pyruvate decarboxylation to acetyl-CoA
Cellular component (GO): motile cilium; acrosomal vesicle; pyruvate dehydrogenase complex
Molecular function (GO): flavin adenine dinucleotide binding; oxidoreductase activity, acting on a sulfur group of donors, NAD(P) as acceptor; dihydrolipoyl dehydrogenase (NADH) activity
Source: RefSeq, a predicted model, not a curated record
UUUUAUCAGGGGACUCAGGUUCAGUUCCCAGCACCCAUAUCAAACUUCUCCGAAUCACCUGAGCCCCAGGAGCUCGCCACCUGUACCCACAUACCCGUCACAUACCCACAUGCUGCAAAGAAGUAAAGAGAAUCUCUCUUUGAAAAAAGAGACAAGAUUGAGACAGUUUCAGGUAGUAUGUAAAAAGGAGAGAUAGCUCAGUGCCUAAGAGUACUGGCUGCUCUUGCAGAGGACCAGGUAAAGUUCCCAGCACCCACAGUGAUUUUCAACGCUCCAUAGCUCCAGUUCUAGGGAGUCUGUACCCUCUUCUGGCUCUGAGGACACCAGGCAUGUACAUGGUGCCCAGACUCCAUCAGACGAACACCCAUCUAUAUAAAAUAGAAAUAAGUCUUAAAGCAAAAAAAAAUUAAAAUAAAAAUUGGUCUUAAAGCAAAACAAAACAAAAACCCUACUUGUAUUACAUGAUUUUUUUGUGUAACAUUUCAGGUCAGUCAGUAUUGAGUUCUGCUUAAGUCUUACAGCAAUAACAAAUACAUCUUUUCUUCCAACAUAACAUAUUUAGGUAAAUCAUUAGUCUUUAGUAUGCCCUUUGUUUUAUAGUCUGCUACAAGGUUCUUGUUAAAGUCACAGCCCUCGUCAUGAACCUCAGCCUGGCUGAAGACCUUUAUUUCCCUAGCUGAGUACUGGUCUCUUCCAGGGCUGCUUAACUCCCCACUCACAUUCUACCUGACUGGUACGGUGUCUCUCCUCUCCUCACGUGGAGCUUCCUGAGGAACAAGCAGGAGAAAGCAUGGACUGGACAGGACUCCCUUGCCUCGUGCUCAUGCUUCAGAUUUGAAAGUACCUUUGCCUCACAAGUCUUCUUUUGUUCUCCCUGCUAUGGGGAGAAUAUCAUUUUCCCUAAGAGUAAUGUCUUCACCUACUGUCACUUUAUAGCAUGUUCGUCUGCCAUCACAGUGACUUAGUUCUGUGAUGUUUGUUUCUUUUCUUUAAACUCAUCUGCUUUCUACCUGCUGUUCUCCCACUCCCUUUUUUUGAGAGAAGGUCUCAUACAGCCCUGACUGGCUUAGGACUGGCUAUGUAGAUUAGAUUGGCCUUGAACUUGCAGCAGUCCUCCUGCCUCUGCCACCUAAGCUCCUGUUUAUUUUCCUUGUGAUUUAUAGUUGAACAUGCCUGUUUAUACCUCGGUGUCUCACAUGUUCAGGUGCAUUUCCUUACAGACACAUGCUUAUAUUUAUGUCAGUAAGCCUUGUGUGAGCCUUUUCCAAGUUACUAAUUUCCUUCUUUCUUUUUUCCAUCUUAUGCUGGAUUUACAUAUACCUUCUGAGUUACCUUUUUUUUUUAAAUUGCAUAUUCAGAUUUCUUUCUUUUAUUGAGAAUUUCUUACACGCUAUUAUUUUUAUAACAUCCACCCUCCAUUCUUUCCACUCCAGAUUUUCCCCUCUCCCUCCUACCACUUUCCCCUGUCACCUUCAUAUGUUCUCUCUUUUAACUCAGAGUCCAUUUAGUGCUGUGUGCAUGUGCAUGGGGGUAGUGCUAUUUACUGGAGCAUGGGUAGUUUUUUUGGUACUCUAUUCCUGAAGAAAAUUUACCUCCCCAGCACAUCAAUUGCUAGUACCUUCUCAUCUAGAGGUGGGACUUUCUUAGUCCCUCCCUGUCCUUGCUAAGAUAUUGGUGGUCUUAAUCUUGUACAGAUCUUACACACGCAGUCACAGCCACUAUAGGUUCCUAGUGUGCGGUAGCCCUGUCGUGCCCAGCAAAUACUGUCUGUCUGCUGCCUGUGGCUCUUACAGUCUUCCUGCCCCAGUUUCUGCAGUGACUCCUGAGCCCUGGGGAAGGGACAUGCUAUAGAUUAAGAGUUGGGUACUCCAUAGCCUCUCAUGUUUUCUGAAUACUGACCUUUUGUGUUUCUGUAUUAGUUACUGUCUACUGCACAAAGAGGCUUCUGGGAUGAAGCCAGUGCAAGAUCAACAUCAUACUUCUUUAAUCUUAGGACCCUUGUACUUCUCCUCUGCCUUAGACACUCUCGUCUCAGUCACUGCUGUAGUUGGUUUUCUUCACUCCCACGUAAAUGUUACUUAGACGGAAGCCUGCAAUCAUGCUAUCUCAGAUGGCCCUGGAUCUGUUUUCUCCUCUUUCUUAUAGCAUUUUGUUAUCUUCCAGCAUGAAGUUUAUAUAUUGUUGACUUCCUCUACCAUAUUGUAAAGUUUCCAGGGACACACAAUUUUGUUUAAUAACAGGCCUAAUGGUUAUAGUGGGCCUGGUUAUAGUAGGUAAAUGUGGAAUAGAUGAAUGAAUAAUAGAUAAUCUUAAAUGAGUUUCCUUUUAAACACUAGAGCUUCCCCUAAACAUUUGCAAAAGAAGACAAUGUUUGAGGUAAUUAGUGAAUGUUGCUAUGGAAACUUAAUGUUUUUUUUUCUUAAAAAUUAAUUUUAGGGUUCAGUUUGGCAAAGACUUGGUGCAGAUGUGACAGCGGUUGAAUUUUUGGGUCAUGUGGGUGGAAUUGGAAUCGACAUGGAGAUAUCUAAAAAUUUUCAACGUAUUCUUCAAAAGCAAGGAUUUAAGUUUAAGCUGAAUACAAAAGUUACUGGUGCCACCAAGAAGUCAGAUGGAAAAAUUGAUGUGUCUGUCGAAGCUGCAUCUGGUGGGAAAGCUGAAGUCAUCACGUGUGAUGUACUCUUGGUUUGCAUCGGUCGACGGCCCUUUACGCAGAAUUUGGGACUAGAAGAGCUUGGAAUUGAACUAGAUCCCAAAGGUAGAAUUCCAGUCAAUACCAGAUUUCAAACUAAAAUUCCAAAUAUCUUUGCUAUUGGAGAUGUGGUUGCUGGUCCAAUGUUGGCUCACAAAGCAGAAGAUGAAGGCAUCAUCUGUGUGGAAGGAAUGGCGGGUGGUGCUGUGCACAUUGAUUAUAAUUGUGUGCCUUCAGUGAUUUACACACACCCCGAGGUUGCUUGGGUUGGCAAAUCAGAAGAACAGUUGAAAGAAGAGGGUGUCGAGUUCAAAGUUGGAAAAUUCCCAUUUGCUGCAAACAGCAGAGCUAAAACAAAUGCUGACACAGAUGGCAUGGUCAAGAUUCUUGGACAUAAAUCCACAGAUAGAAUACUGGGAGCACAUAUUCUAGGACCAGGUGCUGGAGAAAUGGUGAAUGAAGCCGCCCUGGCAUUGGAAUAUGGAGCGUCCUGUGAAGACGUAGCUAGAGUCUGCCAUGCACAUCCGACCUUAUCAGAGGCUUUUAGAGAAGCAAACUUGGCUGCGUCUUUUGGCAAACCAAUCAACUUUUAAUUAGAAGAUUGUUUUUCUUAAAACCUGGAAGAUUUUGUCAACAUUACAACAUUUUGAACAGGAUAAUCUCCCAGUUCUAAGAAUUUGUAGGAUGAAAUUAUGAAACUUCUGGAAGAUAUUUAGUAGGUUUGAACAGAAUGGAAUAACCGUGUAUACCUGUAUUUCAAGUAUUUUGUUCCAGUGCAUUAAUGCAAACAGAAAGCUACAUAUAGCAGCGUUCUGGAAAGUUUUUGACCCGUUUUCAUACGGUCUACGAGAUUCGACAUUACUGAAUUAGUAAUCACAGAUUUUACCUCUCAUUUAGUGGAGGUCAAUCUGUUGACAAGGAAGGAGCUGGAGAAUACAUGUGAACAACUUGAAGAAAACUGGCCAAGUUACUUUAAAUUUGGUUUUCAUAUUGGAAACGAGUCAGUGACUAGAACAAGAUUCAAAUAUGUACAAACAACUUAUGUAAAUAAAAGUGAUUGUCUCUCAUUUUAUUUAACUUCCAAAUUCCUGGCAGUUUACAGGUAGAAUUACAUGUUUAAACAUUGAGGCUAUAGGUCUGUAAGUCUAAAUGAAGAUUCUGUCCACAGAACUAUUAAAUGUAGACUUAUGAUUAUACCAGGGAAUGAAGAUACCAAAAUAAACAUGUCCUAAGUA